AUGUGGAAGCUAGUGGUGUGCAGUGGAGAAGGAGGGGAUGGGGAGGAUGAGGCGAUGUGGCUUAGAAGCGUGAGUAAUCACAGGGGAAGGCAAUUCUGGGAGUUCCACUCCAAUCUGGGAACCCCUCAGGAGCGAGCUCACAUCGACAAACUCCGCCAUGAAUUUCAAAACAAUCGGCUUCAAGCUAAACACAGCUCUGAUCUCCUAAUGAGGCUCCAGUUUGGAAAGGAGAAUUCAAAUAGGAAUAGUGAUGAUGAUGAUGAUGAGGCGAAGAAGAAGCGGGAGGAGGAAGAGUGUGGAUCAGCAGAAGGAGGAGGAGGAGCAGGCAUAAAAGCAUUAAUAGGAUUGAGAAGAGGGUUGAGAUACUACGCCACCCUGCAAGCUGAAGAUGGGCACUGGCCCUCUGACUAUGGUGGCCCUUUGUUUCUCCUCCCCGGUUUGGUGAUUAGCUUAUUUGUAACAGGGGCAUUAAAUAUGAUUCUACCAUAUGAGCAUCGACUAGAGAUACGACGCUACUUGUAUAACCAUCAAAAUGUAGAUGGUGGAUGGGGAUUACACAUAGAAGGGCACAGCAUCAUGUUGUGUACUGCUCUCUCAUAUGUGGCCCUAAGAUUGAUAGGAGAAGGAAUGGACGACGGGGAUGGGGCAAUGGAGAAAGCAAGGAAAUGGAUUCAUGAUCGAGGUGGGGUCACUCACAUUCCAUCAUGGGGCAAGAUGUGGCUCUCAGUACUUGGAGCUUAUGAGUGGAGGGGCAACAACCCAGUUUGUCCCGAGACAUGGCUUCUUCCUUAUUCUCUUCCUAUACAUCCGGGACGAAUGUGGUGCCAUUGCCGGAUGGUUUACUUGCCGUUGUCAUAUCUAUAUGGGAGAAGAUUCGUAGGAAGCAUUAGUGCCCUUAUUUUGUCACUGAGAAGGGAGUUGUACACCCAACCAUACCAUCUAAUUGAUUGGGAUUGUGCUAGAUCUCUUUGUGCAAAGGAAGACCUAUAUAACCCGAACAACAAGAUUCAAGGCAUCCUAUGGGGUUGUCUACAAAAAUUUGGGGAACCUCUUCUCAUGCGUUGGCCUUUCUCUAAGCUAAGACACAAGGCUUUAAAUACUGUGAUGGAACACAUCCACUAUGAGGAUGAAAACACAAACUACAUUUGCCUUGGACCAGUGAAUAAGGUUCUAAACAUGGUAUGCUGCUGGGUGGAGAAUCCAAAAUCGGAGGCAUUUAAGCGUCACCUGUAUAGGAUUAAAGAUUACCUGUGGGUAGCCGAAGAUGGGAUGAAAAUGCAGGGAUACAAUGGGUCUCAGUUAUGGGAUGUUUGCUUUGCAGUUCAAGCAGUCCUUGCUGCCGAACGCCACCUCCUCCAUCAUCAUCAUGAGUACUUCGCUCCCAUGCUAAAAAAAUCACAUGAUUUCAUAAAGAACUCACAGUUAAGGAAGAACACGAGUGGGAAGCUGAGCAGUUGGUACCGCCACAUUUCAAAGGGGGGAUGGUCUUUCUCCACUCCUGAUGUCGGCUGGCCUGUUUCUGACUGCACUGCUGAAGCUUUGAAGGCAGCUCUCUUACUAUCGCAGAUGCCCUCUGAUGUUGUUGGAGAACCAAUAGCUUCUGAUCAGAUAUUGGACGCUGUCGAUUUCAUUCUCUCUCUCCAGAACAGCAAUGGAGGCUUUGCCUCGUACGAGCUUACAAGAUCUUAUGCCUGGCUCGAGAUGCUGAAUCCAACUGAAUCAUUCGGAGACGCAAUGAUAGACUAUCAGUACGUGGAAUGCACGUCGGCAGCAAUCCGGGGCCUCGCAGAAUUUGAAAAACUUAACAAGGGAUAUCGGGAGAAAGAAGUCCAGACCUGCAUUGCAGAAGCAAUGAACUUCAUUCAAACCAUACAAUCACCUGAUGGCUCCUGGUAUGGUUCGUGGGGAGUGUGCUACACAUACGGAACGUGGUUUGGAAUAAAGGGGUUGGUGGGUGGGGGCAGCACCUACCAGAGCAGCUGCAGCAUCAGAAGAGCCUGCCAUUUCCUACUGUCCAAGCAGCUUCCCUGUGGUGGAUGGGGCGAGAGCUACCUCUCCUCCCAAAACAAGGUGUACACAAAUUUGGAAGGAAACAAAGCGCAUCUUGUAAACACAUCGUGGGCCAUGUUGGCUCUUAUUGCAUCUGGCCAGGCCGAGAGAGAUCCAACCCCAUUGCAUCGUGCGGCAAAGGUGUUGAUUAAUUCCCAAAUGGACAAUGGAGAUUUUCCACAACAGGAAAUUAUAGGAGUGUUCAACAAGAACUGUAUGAUCAGUUACUCAGCCUACAGGAACAUAUUUCCCAUUUGGGCCCUUGGAGAAUAUCUCAACCAUGUAUUACAGCAAAAGUAA
Malania oleifera is the source of this 2349-nucleotide messenger RNA. Its product is annotated as lanosterol synthase-like. The transcript has 17 exons. Gene Ontology annotation, cellular component: lipid droplet. Gene Ontology annotation, molecular function: intramolecular transferase activity. Gene Ontology annotation, biological process: triterpenoid biosynthetic process. Bases 1 to 2349 code for a protein of 782 amino acids. NCBI's taxonomy places the organism in Eukaryota, Viridiplantae, Streptophyta, Magnoliopsida, Santalales, Ximeniaceae. The record is from RefSeq and is a predicted model, not a curated record.